Messenger RNA from Aspergillus heteromorphus CBS 117.55, 1935 nucleotides. RefSeq lists its product as uncharacterized. The transcript has 3 exons. The record is from RefSeq and is a predicted model, not a curated record. Bases 1 to 1935 code for a protein of 644 amino acids. Lineage: Eukaryota; Fungi; Ascomycota; Eurotiomycetes; Eurotiales; Aspergillaceae.
AUGCCCCCUCAAUCCCUCGCUAGCCCCGUUGGCCUGUCGGUGGCGGAUACCGUCAGUCUCUGGAAAAAACGCUUCGACAAGAGGCAUCUGUCCCCCAAUCCCGUCAUUGCGACCCUCGACAUCGAAUACAAUGAAUUGGCCCAGUCAUGGAAACGCUUCCAGGAAAACCUGCUGCCGACCGACCAGGUCCAUUUCUCGGAACGCCUGCAGGGGCCCGAAGAUGUCUUGAAUCUUAUCGCCACCAUCAACCCGGUCUGGCCUUCCAGCGCUGGACAACUGGAGUCCAGGGACCAUUACGACUACUUUCGAUCCACCCUGGGCGCCCAUGCCGACUUCUUGAAGGCCCUUCCGAAAAACGACCUCUACCGCUCCAUCUUCUACGGCGUCCUGCAGUCUCUUCUCAAGGCAUCCGCAGGCUAUCCGAGGCUCAUGGGAGGCUUGAUCAACGCGCUCGCCCAAAUCAACAAGUCCGUUUAUUCGUCCGCACCGGAUCAACUACAAUUCUCAAGAGACUCAAUCAACUCAAUUGCGCGUUUCUACGCACUCGUAUUUUUCUUCCUCGGGGAGUGGAUGGAUUGGUAUGUGAGGAAGGCCAGGUGUGGACUGCUCAAGAGUCCGAAGCACGACCCGUAUGGAGUUUUCCAAAAUCUCGUUAGCAAUAUCCAACGCAGCGCGAAAUAUAUGAUGUGCGCCCUGGGCGACGGCAUGGAUCUGGACGGCGCCGAAUGUGACAGCUUGUGCGAGAUGACGGCCGAUCGGUACUUGCAUCUCUUCGAACAGGCCCGACUCAGCCAGGUGGGCCAGCAACGGAUGGACCGCCGAUUCGCCGCGCAGAAUGCCCUCACACGCCAGUUGCUCUGGGAAAUCCAUCACGACGUGGCAGAACGCGACAGGCUCGUAGAGGAGAGAGAUGUGCUUCUGACGAAGCUGCUCGACGCCGCGAGCAAACAGCUACGCUCGGUGCCCCAGCAGAACAGUGGUAUUGCCUGUUUGACUACCAUUGCUUCACAGGAAUCAGGUAGGGAAGCCAGGUUCGCAUGGUCCGAACUGCUUGAGGAGCUAACAGUAAACGCGUUGCAAGGCACAGACAGGUUUAACCUGAUUGGUGAGGGGCACAAGCACAAGUACACGCGCGUGGAACUACAGCUUGCGUCCCGGCAUCUUGAAGAUUUCUUUGAUUGUGGCGAUCAAAUGCCCGAUCUUGAAGCCGACGUGCCGGUGGAGGCGGAAUACAAUGUGAUGACCUCGUUGAAGCAAUGGGCGACGGACGCGCACUCGCAGGUGCUCGCCGUCGGAGGCCCUCCCAGCACGGCAUACCCCAGUCCAGUGCUUCUUGUGUCGACGUGCUACGCCAACCAGGCUCGCGAGGCUCGACUGCCGGUCGUGUCACACUUCUGCAACCGCUCCACCGACCGAGGGAAGGAAUGGACGUUCGAGCAACACCUCAUCGCCCUUGCGUACAGUCUGAUCCGCCAGCUGAUAGAAUAUCUGCCCCCGGUCGUCGAAAGCCACCCCGGCUGCGAUAUGAGCCCGGAGCGAUUCAAGCCGCUGAACGGCACGCUCACGUCAUGGAAGGAGGUGCUGUCGCUGAUCGAUAUAAUGCUUUACUUCGCCCCGCCGCUUUUGGUCUGCGUGAUCCACGGGUUGGACGUCAUCCAAGAUGCAUCGACCGACGCGCACAUCCGCGAAUUGCUGGACAGGAUCCUCAGACACACCCGUCACCCGACCAUGUUGAUGCCGGAUGGCGGGGAGAGCCGGAGCGUGUUGCUCAAGGUCCUGUUCACCGUCGCUGGCCGACCGAGCGCGCUGGUGGAGACGCUGGCGAAGACGUCACAGAGCCAGCUGAUUCUGAGGGAAUCGAACCAGACGGACGAGCCCGCGGCGGCCGAAUCGGCACUGAGCCCCGACGUGGGGGUUGUCAUGAUGAAUGCAUAA